Messenger RNA from Cataglyphis hispanica, 7845 nucleotides. Its product is annotated as LHFPL tetraspan subfamily member 6 protein-like. The record is from RefSeq and is a predicted model, not a curated record. The transcript is spliced from 5 exons. Gene Ontology annotation, cellular component: membrane. Bases 1424 to 2041 code for a protein of 205 amino acids. NCBI's taxonomy places the organism in Eukaryota, Metazoa, Arthropoda, Insecta, Hymenoptera, Formicidae.
GUUCAGUCGCAGCCACGAAGCAGCGCCGUGCGCGACGACGACGACGAGAACGACGAGGCGACGUCGGACAUUCGCGCACGUUACAUUUCUUCUCGUCGUCGGUCGUCUCGUUUUCGUUUCGUACGAAAGGAUUAUCUGAGAAGGAGUCUGAAAUUAAAUUUCGACAGUCGCGAGAUCUCAUUCAUUUCGAUCGAACGAGCCAACGCGGGUGAUUUCUUCGACAUCUCCCGCGUCGUGAGAGUGCGGUGUGUGUGUGCUCCGAAAUGGAUCGUCUCGGAUGAUACGACGGAGCGAAUACUUAUCGGGCACGCGGCGUGGAUGGUGAACCGCGAUGUGGCGGCCGAGUCUAUAAUUAACAGCGAAGAACGCGUCUGGCAGCGGAACGAGGUACCAUCCCUGCAAGAAAUUAAGCGACCCUCGAUGAAAACAUUCCACGAUAAAUCAGACGCAGAGUGAAAAAGUGAAGGAUGUGGCCGUCGAAUUACGGAUUUAUCGCCGGACGUGUUUCGAUAAGCGUCGCGUUUCGAACUGUGUGUCGGUGAACUAGAUCGAUAUGAAAUAAUAACGCAAUCUAUUUAAAAUAUACAUCGAGGAAAAAAUAAAGAUCAUAAACGAACAGCGUUGACAAGUUUUACUGAAUAAUGAACUUCUCUCUUGUUGGCAGUAUUAGGAUGUCAAAACGGAACAGAUCGAUCUUGAAACUUCAUAUAUAGUGGCUGAUUGUCUGGAAGGAUAACUUCCUUAUUAGUUUCCACGCACAUAAAUACGUAGUAACUUGAGAUAUCGUGCCCUUGUUUCAUCGUCGUUCAAUAUCAAUUUCCGAGAUGCGACGAAGCGUAUUACGGAACAAGAAUCGAAAUUAACUGCGUGACUCAUUCGACGAAGUGAUACUUUCGGUCACGUUUUACGAGCGGGAUAAUCUGGUAGAGGCCGAAUUAACCACGGCGAGCCGAAGGUUCUUGCCAGCGAAAAACGACGACGCAGAUCGGGGAUGAUGAUUAGAGCAUUCAUGCUCAAAAAGAGAACGCCGGCAUGACUUGAUCCACGAUUAAGAGAUCGAUCGAAGCUGAUCGAACGCUCUCGCUCUCCCCUCCUCCUCCCCCUCCUCUUGAGAGCAUCAAGCGAGCCGCGACGUGACCAUCAAUACCCUAAUAAAUGUCACUUGCACGAUCGAUUGGUACCUUUUGCCAGCCUAUGACAUAAAGAGGGGGCGAUUUAAAAGCGACAGAGACGACGGGUCAACGUUGUCGAAAACGGCUGUCGACAUUGGAUCGCGAUCGGAUGGAAGGACCCUCUUCGUACGGACAAAGUACGUAAUCGUGAUCGCCGACGAUCCACUUUCGGAGACUUUGAUAAUUAUCCACGAAUGGAGGAUGAACAACGGUGCGUGAGGGAGAGAGGCGGACACUUUUAAACCGAUGAGAUGACAGUGCUGUGCGUGCUGUGGGCUACUCUGUCCACCGUAGCCUCGAUUCUGGCGUGCUCCGGUUUUUAUUUGCCUUACUGGAUUCAGGGACGACUUCUGGGAAAGGCAGACGCAUACUUCAGUUCCUUUCGGCGUUGCAAUUACCCGCGAAUCAGGGCUCCCAACGCCACGCCCGAGAUAGUUUACGAGUGCGCGAGGUACUCCAGCUUUUGGGACAUACCGAGUGCCUGGUGGCAAGCGAGUACAGUCACGAUGGGAAUCGGCGUUGCGAUUGCCGUGAUCGGCGCCUUGACGCUUCUGGCAGCAGCGUCAUCAUUCCUCCCACACAUUCUAAAAACACCGAAACACACGAGAAUACUUGGCUCCUUGCAACUGCUCGCUGCAGCGAUGAUAUGCGGCGGUCUGUUCAUGUAUCCGAUCGGCUGGGAUAAUCGGGAAGUCCGCGAAUCCUGCGGGAAAGGGGCCAAUGUUUACAAUCUCGGGAAGUGCUCGCUGUCCUGGUCGAACCACUUACUGAUUGGCUCAGUCGCGUUGCUGAUGCUGUGCUUCGGCCUGAGCUUCUGCGCGGCGCAGCACAAGCCCACGAAUUCGCACACGGAUCCCCUGCGCAUUUGACAAUCGAGAUACUCGCAGUCGAUUCACGCCUACGCCUCGCCGAAGACGACCACGCUCUCCAUCGUCACGGUCUGUUGAUCGUCGCGCCUGUUGCGUGCAUGCGCCGUGCGUAAGUAUGCGAACGUCGUCGCCGCCGCCGCCGCCGCCACCACCACCAGCGCCUGUCGUCCACCCACAUCGCGGUGCGAAACAAGAUAUACAUGUGUUAUCGCGCGCAUAUAAACACGUCGCAACAUUUGCGCGGGAUCUGUCACGCGCGCGCGCGCGCGCGGAAUAUUUUCGCGAGUCGCGGCGUACUAGCGUGACGACUGCGAGUUGCGGACUCGCAUCUCAUACAUAUUUUACGUAUUUUUCGAUUCGGGGCGAGAAUGCAAAUUUUUGCGCCAUUUCGCGUCCGUUUAAUGCAUGGUUUAACGCAAACGCGCCAGCUGCGUAACUAGCCCUUUCCCCCCAUUGACACAUCUCACGCUACCGGUCGGCAUGACGCGAGCACUAUAAAUGAGCGUCGAGCUCAUAACAUAGUUCAUCGAUGAAUGAAACGAUUGACUAUUGAACGAUUAAGUGGGUAGGUACGAGUUGACAAUUUGAAAAAAUUAAUUUUCCUCUGCGUACUCUAAAUGUAAUGUGUCACAUUCACAUGUCGAACACGAAAAAAGUAUACGAUCCACAUUUAAGCUUGGUAAAUAACUUAACAAGCGUGUUUCCCGUAGAAAACGUUUCUAUUGUGAAGAAAUUUUCCUUUGCAAAAAUUUAGAAAUUUUUGUAAAAAAAUUUUUGAUAUCUCCGUUUUUUUUAAUAUGACUAGAUAUUUUUCCGCAAAAAAAUCUCAGGAUUGCAUCCAAAAUCCAUCCGGAUCUCGGAAGAUUGAUGAAACUUUUGACAGGUUAACGCAUAUCUACCCUCUCGAGGCAAAUCUUGCGCCUCUGUAUAUAGUAUACGCGACCUGUAUAUGUACGUAUGUAUAUACCGCGCUUAAAGUGAAUCUUAUAGUCUUGUUUCACAGCACAGAGUGCUCGAGAACUGUUACAGUAUUUCCAAUUUGAUACCAUAGUAAGCCCCGGGUGGAAGCGACGAAGCAAUUGGCAAUUCGCCUUUCAGCACUUUCAAUUCUCUCGCUGAGUAUAUAUACGGUGGCGCGCAAAGAUUCGGACCGAGAGAAAUACGAACACACAUACACACCUCUUUCGCGCCGGGACUUUGCAUUCAGAUACGUCGUAACGAUCACGGUAUCCGGGUGGACUGCAGCACUCUCCCUUCGAAGACCGAGAAAUCGCUAUGUGUAUCCCGGAAGAAGCCCUUCGGAUAUAUCGAUCGCACAGACAUGGAGAACGUUUCGACUCUCCAGAGAUUUGCACGUUUCUCUUAUUUAUCCUCGUCUCCGAUUCUUUCCUCAAGAUGCUAUUUCUUUCGUGAAAAUAAUGAUAUUGGUUUAACGAUGAUUGUCAGUGCGUGUUUAUCUUAGAAUUUAUCCAAAUAAGAUCCCAGAUUUCUUCGGAUAAUACGUGUCAUAUUUACUUUCCGCGCAAAAUAUCUUUUUACCUGACAUUUUUGUAAAAUGACAGAAAAGUGUUUUAAAUAUAUAUAGGAAAUUCUCACGUGGAGCCACUCUAUCAAACAAGUAAUUGUAUCCAUAUUGAAUCGCGCACGCAAGAGCGAGAGAGAGAGAGAGAGAGAGAGAAUGUCGAGAAAAUUGGGUUUAAGCCAGACGCGGAAAAUUUAGCGGCUAGCGAAAUCCGCGUAAUUAAAAGAUAAAAGGAUCAGGAAAGGUCGAAGUUCUGGGCUUCUAUAGCUGCGGGUAGUAGUUUAUUUGUAUCGUGGCUUCUAUCUAAACCAUUCGCAGAUCUUCUUGGCUUCAUUCUAUUUUCCAAACAAAAGAAAUCGUAGGACUGAGCCGAAUAGUUAAAAGAAGAAAAGUAUUUUAUCGUUUUAUGUUCGUGAUCUGCCUCGUUUGAUCUCCUAUCCGAUGGUUUAAUCACGAAUCGUGAUAUGUAUAAAUGAUAUAUAAUUUUUGUAAGAGCAUUCACCAGAGAUAUUUUAUUUUUCGUUGCUUGAGAAAAUUCGAAAACAAUCAGUGCUUCCGAAAGUUUUGUCGAAAGGAAAAACGGGUUGCGCGCAAUCCGGUCUCGCGGAAUCUCGCUAUACAAUUGCGCAUUCACGAAUAUUGAGUCACCCUGUACGACUCUCAGGUAAAAAAAAGUAGCCUGCGGUAUUUCUGCGCGUUAUAAAAAAUGUAAUAUUCGGGAUACGUAUAUGUGACCGAGGUAUAUAGGUGUAGCCUCAGUGAAAUUCACAACUGCGGACGCGGUUGAAUUUCACGUGUUGACGGAAUGGCGCGCACAAACGAUGGGCGCGCGUUAUUCGGUGAAGGCAUCGCUAUUGGCCGGAUAAAAAUCCAAGCUGAACAAACAGACCGGAGCACGCGCGGGAUCUCUAUGCAUCGCUUACUUCUUGCAUCGGGGAUUAAUCGCGGCUUUUUUUCAACCGCAUACACACACACACACACACACACACGCGCGCACGCGUGCGCACGAAAUAACGUACUCGUCGUGGUUACGCGUCUGAUAAAAACUGUUUCGCCGUGAAUAAAAGAAUCCGCGGUGAUAUGGUUACUGAUUCUGAUGCACUCUCUUUCGUUCUCUCUUUCUCAUUUUUUUUUUCCAUCGAUACGCGCACGAAAUAUGCGGAUCAUGGAGAUCGUCGCAAAUUCGAAAAAUAUCUCGGUUACUCGUUAUUGACGCAAAACGAAGUCAUGUUAUAUGCGUUGACAUGGCUUUCCCGAGGACAAUUUAGAACGCAACUGGUAAAGGUGUCAUAAAACUUGAAAGCUUUUUGGAUUAUACGCUUCGUAAGUUCAAUCUGGAUAGAGUGCUUAUCAAUGCAUAACGUUUCAAAAAUAUUGAUAAACGGAUCCCGGAUCGAGAAUACUGCUCUUAAAGAAAAUGAAAAAUUCGAAUUUAAAUAUUAUAUGGAAUAAAAUCGAAAACAGCUGAUAUAUAAAGCUAUAUAUAGAGCUGACAAUUGCGAUGUUAUUAUAGUUUAUUUGAAUAUUCUUCUCUCACAUCUAUCAACGUGCGCGUCAUAUCCUUAUUUUCCAACAAGACUUUCAGUGACUUUCGCAUCUCAAGACUCUCUAACUCGAUUCGUUCGUUAAGUCGUGAUUCGCUGACAGUAUCAAGAGGUGGAACUACUGCAUCGUGUUUUUCUCACGAGCUAUAACUUUAGGCUCCGUCGACGUAUCGUCCCCCGAGCAAAACUUAGCUAAAAAAAGGAAAGAGAAAGAGAGAGAAAAAAAAUGGGAAGGAAACGAGCUGCUGGUUCGGGAUCUAUCGAUCGACGGGUCGGUUUGUUCGCUCGUAGAGCGGAUGUACCGUCGUCUCCCUUGAGAAACUUUCGCGGUAAAACCUCUCCCGUUCGCAUGCGCAUUUCCCGUCGCAGUAUCCCGUCCCUCAUUCAUCCCGUUCCUCUUUCUCUUUUCUUUUUUUUUUUUUUCUCUCGCUCUCCGCUCCUCUCCACUACUCUCGUAUCACACCGAUCCCUUUCCCUCUUCCAUUUUUCGCUACGCGCUUCCACCACACGCCGCUGCCCGAUUCCACUUUGCCUCUUAUCGACUUCCGCCUUCCUUCCUAACCUAAGGACUCACCCGGCCAUUUCUCUCUGCGACCACUGUGUCGGCCGGUGAGGAAGGUGGGGAAAAGAGAUAGCCGGAAAAGCGAGUUCGUUCUCGUGACUAAUUGAGCUAUCGGUUUAUCCGCGAGAGAAAGAAAGAGAGGAGAUGGAGAGAGAUACGACGGGAGGGCUCGUGGGGGAAGGAACGGAACGAUUCAGGGGUAGAACGAGGAAUGUUUCAGCAAGCCAACCCAUCGUUUCCCUCACUCGGUCUUUCUUGUGUUUUCGCUCGCUCGACUCACGAGCACUUAUCGCGUGACCGGGCAGAGCAAGUGGCGGCCAUUUCACUGUCUCCAUAAACGUACAGUUUUGUAACCGGUUACCUUGCUUAGUUGUCCUUAGAGAGGCCAUAAGGGUCGCGAGCGGAUUCCUGUGUCGGUUUAUUCUCUCGCCGCUCUUCCGUUUAAUCUUAAUUUCGCUGAAGUCGUUUCGGCUUACCUACCGCGUAAUUCGGUCUCUCGGCAACGAAAAGUGAGACCAACGAUAAAGUACAUCUUACUUAAAAACGUCUACGAGAAUUUCCUGUCUAAUAUACAUUUAUAUUCAUUAUCGCCGUGGCAAAAAUAUGAACAAUAACCAGAUCUAAGUAUUAUUGCAUUAAUAUUAUAGCACUUUGUCGCGAGUCGUAAUGACGUAUAAAUGUGAAAAUAGUUAACAGGAUUACACGCUCUUCGACGUUAUAUCGAGAAAUGUCAAUUUCGAUAGCGAAGAAGAAACUUCUUCUAACUUAGACGAUUUCGAUGCCUCCAUUGUUCGCGAAGUUUCCGUUAUGUGAGUCUCGUCGCCACGAGACAAUUUACAGCGAUUGGUCGUGCGAUCAAAUAAUCUCCUCUUUUGUCUGAUAUUUAUUAAAUACUUCUAAAGUCUGCUUAUUGAUUAAUUAUUGAUCUAAAUUGCUGCUGUAGUUAUUAAUUGUUUAUGUAAUUUAUAUAACUUAGUUAUUUCACUGAUUUGGUCCCGUUUUACUAUUUUUGCAGAUGUAAUUUUUUUUUAAGGAUACCGAGUGUGAAUUGAUGAGGAUGCGAGUGUGAAUUUUCUCCUAAUUAGCGUUUGCUUGAAUUUUUACGUCUAUAAAAUUCAGAGAGUUUUUUCUUCCAAUUUAUGAUUAAUUAAUUGAUAUUUAAUUCCUAUUCUUCAAUUAUACUAUUAUUCAUCCGACAGAAUGGUUACAAAUUGAACUGUUUGGAUGCAAGGUCGCAGCACAAAAGAGCCACGCUAAUUCAUCUUUCGUGUGCCCUUUGAUUAGCUUCUGCCUGUGAUCGAACAGCGUAAAGCUUUCUCGCUAAUUUGACACUUUCGAUGCGCGAUCCAAUAAUGAAGGAUAUUGGUUGACGGUGUUUCCCGAGAGUCUGGGCGAUGGUUGAGCGAUUGUGAUUAAUUCUGUCAAAUUGCUAGCAGCUUCAUAAGACGAUUAUCAUUAUAAGGCAAUAAGGAUUCGAUUGAUCGAUCGGUUAUUACCUACCACAUCCUUAAUCGUUUGUUUAUUUUCCUCACAGCAUGAAGGCAAUUGGUCUCAGUUGGUGUUAUAUUACGACCACAUAAUUUUUUAAACAUUUUUAUAAAAAAUUUCUUAAAAAGUUAGGUUUUCCUCUUUUUAUUAAAUUUUCCAAGCCAUGAUCGAUAUAUCCGAGCAAUAUGCGCGUAAAUGAAAUCGACGAGGCAAAUUGAUUAUGACAUCCAUAAUCAAUCGCGCUUCCCAUAUGUCGUUAUAUGUACAUUUUUUCAUCUUCGACCAUACUAUCAGAAUCGGUGUACCGAAUAUUAACUAUAUUAACGUAUUUUCAUCUAGUGCGAUUUCAUAUUGCAGGAAUUAAGGACCACGCUAAUUCGGAUCGAUACAUCGUGAAAGUGCGUGUAAAUAUGAAUUCUUGAUGAGAAAAAGAGAGAGAGAGAGGCCAUUGCUGUUACACCUAUCGUUUUGUAAAAGAAAGACGAUUGUGCGUUAGAGAGUAUGCGUUAGAGAGUAUGCAAGCAUCAUAGUUUUAUCAAACUAUUUUACGACAUUCGCGGAGAAGCACGUUGCACAAAAUAGUAUUCAGAAAUAAUAUCCUCGCAAUAACCGAUCAGUCUCUAGAGAAGAGUUUUGUAAUUAAAAGUUUUACUUAAAAAUAAAUAAAUUUUUUAUUAAAAACAAUUAA